This is a messenger RNA of Beta vulgaris subsp. vulgaris (sugar beet), 1812 nucleotides long. RefSeq lists its product as hypothetical. The transcript is spliced from 2 exons. The record is from RefSeq and is a predicted model, not a curated record. The coding region runs from base 278 to 1648 and encodes 456 amino acids. NCBI's taxonomy places the organism in Eukaryota, Viridiplantae, Streptophyta, Magnoliopsida, Caryophyllales, Amaranthaceae.
GAAAAAAAUAAGAAUAGUUGGCCUGCCCCAUUUUGCUGCCCAGGUGUAUUCCACUUUGCGUCCCAAAGUUGUGGAACAUCCCUCCUACCCUCUCUCACCUCUUUUCUCCCUCCUUUUCAUUUGAUGAUCACUUCUUCCCUGAGAUUACAAAACAACAAGCUUUCUGCUGAAAAGAUGAUUAAGCAAAUGGAAAUUUGAGACUGUCUAGCUGAGGGAGAUAAAGGUUUGGUUUGGCCGACGGAUUCUUGGAAUUUAGGUUUUAAGUGUUGCUUUUUAUAUGGAUAGAUCGAGUUUAGGAGGCGGGUUUUUAUCGGGGUCAAAUGGUCGAUUAUUGGAUAUGGAAAUGCCGGUUGAUAAGUUCCAACACCGUCAAAUGGGUCACUCAUUAAUGACCCAUCAAGCUCUUGAGUUACAUCCUAUGAAUAUGAUGAGUGGAGCUGAAAAUGAGCAACCACUUGGGUUCUUGGAGGCGAAAGGGUUGUCGUUGAAGGGCAUGUCUAUGGAUUUCAAUAAGGGGAAGGGCAUCUCUCUUGGGUGUUCGCCGAGUAAUAAUAAUACUAGUGAAGAUGAAGAGCCGAGUUUUACAGAGGAUAUGAAUGGUGAGAACUGUAAUGUUGCUAAGGAUAGAAAGGAAUCACCUUGGCAGCGGAUGAAGUGGACUGAUAACGUGGUUAGGCUUCUAAUAGCAGUUGUUGCUUCUGUUGGCGAUGAGGGAAUGUUCGAAGCUAAGGAUGGUUUGAAGAGGAAAUCUGCAAUGUUGCAAAAGAAAGGCAAGUGGAAGAUGGUCUCGAACGUUAUGAUCAGCAACAACUGUUCUGUGUCUCCUCAACAAUGUGAGGACAAGUUCAAUGACUUGAAUAAAAGAUACAAGAAGUUAAAUGACAUUCUUGGUAGGGGAACUAGUUGCCAAGUGGUGGAAAAUCCAUCUUUAAUGGAUGCCAUGCCGCACUUGACUGAAAAGGCGAAGGAUGAGGUGAAAAAGAUUUUGAGUUCAAAACAUUUGUUUUAUCGGGAAAUGUGUGCUUUUCAUAAUGGUCAAAGAAUACCUGGCUGUCAUGACAUUGAUUUACAAGCUCAUUUAUUGCCUCUGGCUAACCACCCAAAUGAAAACAAUCUUUCUGAGAUGCAAGAAGCCGACAGAAAUGAUGAGUCAGACAGUGAUGACUCUUAUGAAGAAGAUGAGAAGAAUAUUGAUACCAAAGCUGGGAGGAGGGAGGAAUAUUAUGCAAGAAGCAGCAGGAAUAGAGGCAGGGCUAGCUUCUCACUGUUGUCCAGUGGGCAGGAUUGUAAUAGAAUGGAAUUGGAGCCAACGUUUCCGGAGAUGACAAAGUCACCGACAGAACAGAGAGCCCAGAUUCAGCAUCGAAUGUUGCAACUUGAAAUGCAAAAGGUCAGGUUGCAGGCUGAGGCACUUGACAUUGAGAAACAGCGGCUGAAAUGGUUAAGAUUUCGCAGCAAGAAAGACAGAGAACUUGAGAAAUUGAGGCUGGAGAAUGAUAGGAUGAAACUAGAGAACGAUCGGAUGGUUUUGCUGCUUAAGCAAAAGGAAAUGGUGCUAGGUAUGCAAAAGUCAGAAACAUCAUUAGAGCGCACUUCCCUUAGCAUUGACAGAGGAAGAGAUGGAACCAAAACCGAUAGGCAUCUGUAGUAGCUGAAGGAAGUAGGUCAGUUCUCUUGGUGAAAUAUUGUUUGUACACUAUUUGACUUUAUACAAGCAUAGCUUAAUCCAAGUUGGAGAGUUGUGUUAUUGUAGUGCUGUUGAAUUUUGAUAUUCCUGAAAUUUAUGUCUUGAAUCCAGAGGUUGAGUGACUA